This is a messenger RNA of Telopea speciosissima, 509 nucleotides long. Its product is annotated as NADH dehydrogenase [ubiquinone] 1 beta subcomplex subunit 3-B-like. The transcript has 3 exons. Bases 69 to 281 code for a protein of 70 amino acids. The record is from RefSeq and is a predicted model, not a curated record. NCBI's taxonomy places the organism in Eukaryota, Viridiplantae, Streptophyta, Magnoliopsida, Proteales, Proteaceae. Gene Ontology annotation, cellular component: mitochondrion. Gene Ontology annotation, biological process: electron transport chain; mitochondrial respiratory chain complex I assembly.
AGAGUCACAAUCGCAACUUGCAGCUGACAAAGUGUCCAAAGAGGAAAGAAGAAACUAGAGACAUAGGGAUGGCAAAGCCAUUGGGACCAACCGGAGAGUUUUUCAGGAGACGGGAUGAAUGGAGAAAGCAUCCAAUGCUGACCAAGCAGCUCAGGCAUGCCACCCCUGGCCUUGGCAUUGCCAUUGUCGCCUUUAGCGUUUAUGUCAUUGGUGAAGCUGCCUACAACAAGUUGUACGCUCCCCACCCUUCCCAGAGCUCCUCCAGUUCUCAUUCUCAUUGAUUGAAAAAGGUACUAGGGUACUGCAUUACUGAAACAAAGUGCUCUGCUGCAGAUGAAUGCUUGGCAGAAGAUAAUGAAAUUUGUAGCCCAUGCUUUUAUCAUCCCAUUUGUGGUUUGUACUGAAUAAAGCUUCAUAAAGCCUCUUAAUAAGUUGUAGACUUGAAUUUGUACCAGAAUUCCUGAGUAGGAAUUUGGUGAUGAUGUUUCACUGUUCUGAUUCCAAUCCAA